UUUUGUAAAUUUUACUUAAAAAACAAAUAAUUUGUUCAUUAAUUGCAAAUUGCAAUAUUUAGGAAAUCCAAUUUAUGAAUUGAAAUUACAUAAUUGUCGAGUGAAAAUAAACGCAAUGGUGGGUGCUUUACUAUUAAAAAUGCUACAUUGCAAACGUAGGUGUCAAAAUAAAAAGUUACAUUUAUAUAAAAGAGAAAAAAUCCUUACUCUCCCAGGACCAUCUUGUGACAAUAUUGAAAAUGAAUGUACAAAAGUAGAUGUCGAAGAUACUACACAAAAAAUCUGCAGAGUUUGUUUGAAAGAGGGUGACAUUCCAAUUUAUGAUAAAGAAGGAACAGGCGACUUAUCGGAAGAAUUAAACUUAUUUGGUGGUUUAAAUGUUCAUGCAGAUGAUAUUUAUCCUAAAUAUUUAUGCCAAAAUUGUCAUGCAUUGUUGUUAGGUGCAAUAUUAUUCAGAAAAACUGCUCAGCAGUCUGACAAUUUGCUAAAGCGACCUGCACAGGAAUCAAUGCUAACAGACAUUGAUGAGAUGUCUAAUGAUUUGGGGGAAGACAAUACAUAUGAAGAUGAAGAAGAUAAAUGUAAUAAAUCUAAAAGCUAUCACUGCAAAAGAUGUGAUUUGGAUUUUGAAAACUUUAAUGAAUACAGUGAGCAUAGACUAUCACAAGAACAUGAAAACAUGAGACAUACAUGUCCUAUUUGUAAAAAUACAUAUACAACAUUGUACUACAAGAAGCACUUGGCAUUGCACAAACUAGAGACAACUUAUAUGUGUGAUAUAUGUGGAAAAAUUUUCAUUGUGCAAGGACAAUUUACGAGACAUAGGUUAACACAUUUCUACAGUUUGCCAUUUAAAUGUGCUUUAUGUCCCUACAAGGGACGAUUUAGUGAAUCACUUAAAAUGCAUAUGAGAUCUCACACAGGUGAAAAGCCAUAUCAAUGUACACAAUGUCCCUCAAGAUUUGUGAACAAAAGUAAUCUUAACAAACAUAUGUUAAUACAUAAAGGUGAACAUGAUUUUAAAUGUAAUUUGUGUGGCCGAGGAUUUUACACAAAGCGGAAUUUGGAUUUGCAUUUUAAAGUAGAUCACACUGGUAUCAAGGACCAUGUGUGCAACAUAUGUGGUAAAGCCUUUGGAUAUAGAAAGCAAAUGAUGAAACAUCAACUAAAAGUACAUAAGAGAGAAAAACUGAGAAGUGGCAGGAUGCCUCUUUAUUUACAAGUUGAAAGUAAGCAAAAAUGUGGAGAAAUAUUGACUGAAAGUUAAAAUAUAGGACCGAAUU
Molecule: messenger RNA, 1283 nt
Organism: Achroia grisella
Lineage: Eukaryota; Metazoa; Arthropoda; Insecta; Lepidoptera; Pyralidae
Product: gastrula zinc finger protein XlCGF17.1-like
Exons: 1
Coding region: 116-1267 (383 amino acids)
Cellular component (GO): nucleus
Molecular function (GO): zinc ion binding
Source: RefSeq, a predicted model, not a curated record